CCCAACCAAUAUAGUCGUAGGGCUCAUCUGGUAAAAUCAGAGGAGGCCUGGCCUCCUGACAGAGAUGUUUGAGUUUGACCACUACGACUUCCCUUUGCAGAUGGGAAAACUGAGGCCCAAAGAGGAUUUGCCCAGGGUCCCAAAUCUCCUUACCCCGGUCCACUUCCCUUCCCUCUUAAUCACGGUGACUCUACAUCCGGAAUGAUUGGUAAAAUGUGUCCUGCACGAAGACGUUAGGACAGAAUAUUUAAAUUCAAGACUUCCCCGCUAAUCUGACUUAGUUAUGCCAGUUUGCUAACUCAAUCCUGGGAUAAAAGACAGAAUGCACUGUUGCUCCCUGAAUUCAUGACUUUAACCUCUGAGUAAAGGCCAUUCCAGCACUAUCUAGCAACAUACAUUCAGUAAAUAUAUAUUGAGCUCCAACUCAGUUCUAGGAUUUGAGGAGACUAGGAAGCAAGAUAGAAACAGCCCCAGCCUUCCAGGAGCAUAAUAUGAAACAAAAGGUUCAGACAAAUAAACUCACUGUAAAACAAUGCAAAACAAAACACCCCAAGGUGAUAAGGUCAGGCUGCAGAUAGACUGUCGGCCACUGCCAGCUUGAGUUAGGAACGUGAACCAUGUAACUCUUCACUCACUCCUCCCAGAAGGUCAAGAGGAAUAUUCAAGAGACCCUUCCCCCCUGACCCAUGCUAUUGGAGGCAACUCAAGAAAGGAGUAGAUGGCUGCAAAACCGAGCGACUUUAGGAGGACACUCAAAAAUGAAGGGGGCACUCAGCCCAGGAAAGGCUGCUGGAUGCCUGGGGGAUGGGAUGUUUCAAGGGGCUUUAAGAAGAGCAUGAAGCAGCUGGUGAGCUGGAAUAAAGAUGCGGCAUAAGAGAACGGAACAGAAAGGGUAGACAGUGCAGAUAAAACACGAAUCCCAGAGGGCCCUAGCCAGCUGCAUCCCAGGCAAUCAGGAGCCUGGGACUGGAGACCCCACCCCUGCCGUGACAUCACAGGGGAGUGGGGUGGAGACGAACUAAAAGGGGGUCCCCCCCUCCCUGGCCUUGGACUCUUGGCAGCCCAGAGUAUCAAGAGCAGAGAGAGCCUGGGCACUGAGCUAGGGUUGCCUGACUUAAAGGAACAGGCUCCCCACCCGUUCCUCAAGCCCCCCCCCCCCAAGCUGUCCCCUCCAGGCUUUGAUCUCUGUCUCCCUGUCCUGAGGACCUCUCCCUCCUGAGGCCACCAUUGGGUCCCUUCUCAGUGGCCCCUGAGUGCUCUCUCAGCAUGAACUGCGUGUCUGAUUUCUUCACCUACGAGACCACCAAGUCAGUGGUUGUGAAAAGCUGGACCAUUGGGGUCAUCAACCGAGCAGUCCAGCUUUUGAUCAUCUCCUACUUCGUGGGGUGGGUGUUCUUACACGAGAAGGCUUACCAGGUGCGGGACACAGCCAUUGAGUCCUCCGUCGUAACCAAGGUCAAGGGCUUUGGACGCUAUGCCAACAGAGUCAUGGACGUGUCUGAUUAUGUGACCCCACCCCAGGGUACCUCUGUCUUUGUCAUCAUCACCAAGAUGAUAGUUACUGAAAACCAGAUGCAAGGAUUCUGCCCAGAGAGCGAGGAGAAGUACCGCUGUGUAUCAGACAGCCAGUGUGGGCCUGAGCGCUUCCCGAGUGGGGGGAUCCUCACCGGCCGCUGCGUGAACUAUAGCUCUGUGCUCCGGACCUGUGAGAUCCAGGGCUGGUGCCCCACCGAGGUGGACACAGCGGAAAUGCCUGUCAUGAUGGAAGCCGAGAACUUCACUAUUUUCAUCAAGAACAGCAUCCGUUUCCCCCUCUUCAACUUUGAGAAGGGAAACCUCCUUCCCAACCUCACAGCCGCCGACAUGAAGACGUGCCGUUUCCACCCUGAAAAGGCCCCCUUCUGCCCCAUCUUGCGGGUGGGGGACGUGGUCAAGUUUGCAGGGCAGGAUUUUGCCAAACUGGCCAGCACGGGCGGAGUCCUCGGCAUUAAGAUCGGCUGGGUGUGUGACCUCGACAGGGCCUGGGACCAGUGCAUCCCCAAAUACUCCUUCACCAGGCUCGACAGCGUUUCCGAGAAGAGCAGUGUCUCCCCAGGCUACAACUUCAGGUUCGCCAAGUACUACAAGCUGGAGAAUGGCAGCGAAUACCGCACACUCCUGAAGGCUUUUGGCAUCCGCUUUGACGUGCUGGUGUACGGGAAUGCUGGCAAGUUCAACAUCAUCCCCACCAUCAUCAGCUCUGUGGCAGCCUUCACCUCCGUGGGAGUGGGGACUGUCCUCUGUGACAUCAUCCUGCUGAACUUCCUCAAGGGGGCCGACCAGUACAAAGCCAAGAAGUUUGAGGAGGUGGACGAGACGACGCUGAAGGUCACCGCCUUGGCCAACACAGUGUACCCCAGCGACCAGACCACCGAGGAGAAGCGGUCCACAGAUUCGGGGGCCUACUCCAUCGGCCACUAGGGCCCCUUCCCGGGGCUCCAUCUGCUCACCCUUGGGCUCCAGGCCUCCCACUAGGGCACCCACCUAGGCAAGGGGGGGAGGCAGAGAGGGGGGCCUUCGUUUCUACUGUUCACCCCAGGAAGCCACACUGGACCCAGGUGUCUGGGCCUCGCAGCGCUCUGGCAGACAGGUAGCCCUCCCUGCUAAGACCUCACUCUCCCCUUCACCCCUUGCCUCGCCCUUGUCUGCUUCCCUGGACCCCUAGGGCAGUAGCACCUGAGCUGCCCCUCUUCCCAAGAGUAGAGAGAACAACAGUGAUAACGAGUGGCCACAAGGCACUACUAAGUGCCUGCCAGUGUCACGCACAUUAUCUCAUUUAACCUGUAGAAUAAUCCUAUGAGGUAGAUAUUAGUUUCCCUGUUUCGAAGAUAAACUGAGGCUCAGAAAGACUGAGUCAUUUGCCCAAGGCCACACAGCCAGGAAGCAUGAGAGCUGGGAUUUAAACCCACAUCUAACCCCAUCACCCACAACCCCACAAGGGAAGCGUGAACUCCCCGGGGGCAUCUGUCCCCUCCCCGCCCCCCCCCCCCCCAAGCUGCUUCAGCCUUCCCCACAGCUACCAGGGUCAGGUUCAGCUUAAUAAAGAGUAAGCCCCAUGCUUUCAACAGGAACUCGGGACCCAUUUUAGGGGAGAUCAGUUAGA
Molecule: messenger RNA, 3142 nt
Organism: Panthera uncia (snow leopard)
Lineage: Eukaryota; Metazoa; Chordata; Mammalia; Carnivora; Felidae
Gene: P2RX3
Product: purinergic receptor P2X 3
Exons: 12
Coding region: 1267-2460 (397 amino acids)
Biological process (GO): monoatomic cation transmembrane transport; response to ATP
Cellular component (GO): plasma membrane; nuclear inner membrane
Molecular function (GO): ATP binding; purinergic nucleotide receptor activity; extracellularly ATP-gated monoatomic cation channel activity
Source: RefSeq, a predicted model, not a curated record